AUGCUCAUCUUCUUGGCUUUAAAGGGCCUGUUUGCCACCAUAAGUGCUCUAAGCUGCUUUUCCCCCAACACCACCGUUAAUAUUUUGCUUAACAAGCAUUCAUUAGCAAUUACAGUCUGGCCGCUGCCACUAAAUCACCAGACCGCCGACUGCUCCAUCCUCCAGGGCACAACAGGGAUGACGGCCACUGCCAUGGUAGGGUCGUACACAUUUUCAUCGAUAAGUGUUCCGUUUUGGAGUAUGGAGCAGCCUAACUUACUAACAUUUACCUGUCCAACAGAUAAAACAGCCACUUCAGAUUGCCAGACAAAUCUCACUGGGUCUACAGUGGUCCAGGUGGAACUCAACUACGCUAGCUCGAAGGUCUCGUUAGUAACAACCAAUGUCUACUACACUCUCACGAAUAACUCUGCUUGCUGGACGGAUCCUAGGGUCUCGGUGGAUUAUUUCAAUAAGGAGAUAUGCUUUUUAGUGACUCCUUCGGACUGCGACCUGCCCAAGGACACUAAUUUGCAGAAUACUUAUGAGGCCUUCAUGUUGAUUCAUCUGGAUACACUACCGGAUGCUUAUCUAAACAUAACAUUAUCAUCCCAUGGCACAAAUGCUCAACUACCCAACUUUAUCAGACCGUAUACCCAUAAUUUAGUAACUCAAUUUUGCUACUCAUGCAACGGGGUUCGCUACCCUGGUAACGACUGGCUUACUAAUUCAAACAAAUACGAUAGAUGCAUAGAGCUUAUUGAUAUCCUCAAGGUGGAGACAGCGUGGUCUGCAACCUUGAUUGUCUAUGUGCCCAUUCCUGGUACGACAAAGUCGAAGACCCCCACAGCGGUCUCAUCUUCAGAUCCUCAGGUAGAAGUGGUGACCCCAAGCACAGUUGCUCAAGCAGGGAUUGUCUCUGCUGUCAAGGCCAGCGCAGGGUACUCUAAGUGCUAUAAGUCUGUUAUAGUGCAGGUCUACUUUGGGGUCCUCGCUGUGCUUCUUGAACGUGAUUCCGCUUCAAUCUGCAACGACCUAAUAGACUACCAUAAAAUCAUCGUCUGCGGAGAGCUUACAACUGCACAGGACACCUCGUUACUUGCACCUACUAUUAGGAUAUCCCUCGAAAAUUCAAACUUUACAUUCAAACGGACAAAGCAGUUCCUUCCAUGCACCACUGUUACAUGCCUCAGAGAUAUGAAUAGGCUGCUGGCUGGCAAUCUGUCGUUGACAGGUUCAUUCACCUUACAGUACUUUUCAGGAAAAGCUCUUCCCGAGACCAUUAUUCCCUAUCCUGGGAGUGUUCAGCGAACAUGCUUUUCCAGGGCUACCCUUGUCGUGGCAACUAAUUUGGCCAUAUUACGACCCAUCGGAAGAUCCCCGGCGGAAUGCCCCGUUGCUGAGGGCAUGACAGAAGUUACUUUAGACAUCUACAUCCACUCUGGCACUAGCAUUUCAGCAAUCACUUUGGAAAGGCUUUUUGUGCGAAUGUCUGGGGAGACAGAGUACAAGAGGGGCAAAGAACUAGUAUUUACUUGCGAUACAAUGUAUCAGCGGGGAGUAUACUCGUCUGAAAACGUUCCUAAGCAGGAUAUCGAGUACUACGUGACAGGAAGCUGUUCUAGCAAGCUGAAAAGUGUCCUGGAAGCUUACAAAAACGGUACCGGCGUAUAUGCCGAGACUUCCUUCCGCCCCACUGACUCUGGAGCGCCCGCUGCGGAUAUUCACAAGGAGUAUCAAUACAUAUUUAUAAAAGAAAGUUACUUUGAAAGUGGACUUAUUUCUGCGAGUAUUGCUGCAACAGUAUUGAUUUGCGGGAUUAUAGUUCUCACAAUGACGUACACUAAAGGGUAUAUAAUGGAGCCCUAG
Molecule: messenger RNA, 1848 nt
Organism: Giardia duodenalis
Lineage: Eukaryota; Fornicata; Diplomonadida; Hexamitidae
Exons: 1
Coding region: 1-1848 (615 amino acids)
Source: RefSeq, a predicted model, not a curated record